Folsomia candida is the source of this 1455-nucleotide messenger RNA. Its product is annotated as protein LSM14 homolog A. The record is from RefSeq and is a predicted model, not a curated record. The transcript is spliced from 6 exons. NCBI's taxonomy places the organism in Eukaryota, Metazoa, Arthropoda, Collembola, Entomobryomorpha, Isotomidae. Gene Ontology annotation, molecular function: RNA binding. Bases 176 to 1363 code for a protein of 395 amino acids.
AUUUUGUAAUGGUCAUCCGAGGUUUCAACAGAGCUGUGGUCAUUCCCACAAACUAGUUAAAUGUCGACCUUCGACGGAUGAGCAUUCAAAGUCUCCUCGCUCAGAGAGUAGCAGAAGUAAGCAGUGUCCCAACUAUUAUCAGUUUUAAAUUGCCAGUAAGACAUUUUUGUUUGCCAUGUCGCAACCAAUGUCGGUGAAUUCUGCUAAUCAAUUUAUUGGGAGUCGGAUCAGCCUCGUGUCCAAGGCUGACAUCCGAUAUGAAGGAAUUCUUUACUCCCUGGACCUCCGGGAAGCGACCAUUUCUCUGGCAAAGGUUCGCUCUUUUGGAACGGAGGAUCGUCCAACGGAACGCCCCAUUCCUAUGAAGGACGAAAUUUAUGAGUUUAUAAUCUUCAGAGGGUCGGAUAUUAAGAGUAUUGAUGUGCUGGAACCACCAAAGUCCAGCUCAACGAUGGCCUGUGGUCUUCCUCAAGAUCCGGCCAUCAUCGAAGUCUCGCAUUUCCGGUCUGGCAGUGGUGGACAUCACUCGUACGCGAAUGAUCAUCCCAUUAGAUACUCGAAUAAUCGAGGAGAAGGCGUGUUUGAAGGAUUGCUUCGUGGUGGACGUGGAGGAGGGGGACGCAAUUCUUCCCAAGAGACUGGAAUCCAUGCUGAUCGUAGGAGAAGCAACAGUGGACGCAACAAUAAUUACAAUAAUCGGAAUAACAAUACUGAUCGUCGCUCAAGGCAGGACAACAAUUACCGGAAUGGCGGAAAUGGUGGCGGUGGCGGCGGUGGAUCCCGAGCUGGACGAGGCAACACUCCGAACCGAAAUUCGAAUCGGGGUGGAGGCGGCGGAAGGAAUGGAAGUGGUGACCGGGACCGAGACCGCGACCGCAGGGCGACGAGUGGAAACCGCAGUCAAAGGGGUGUUAUUCCGGCCCAAAUGCCUCCCAAGGUCACGUUUGAGGAUCCGUUUGACUUUGAAAAAUCAAACGAGGAGUUGAAAACGGCUAUGGAGAAACUUAAGAUAACCGGUGACGAGGAAAAGAAGGAAGGGACCGAGAUUACGGGAAUUGUUGAGGACAAGAAGCAGGAGGAUCCUGUGACUUACUACGAUAAGGACAAGUUCUUUGAUAACAUUAGCUGCGAAGCACUGGAAAGGACCAAGGGAAAACCACACCGACAAGACUGGCGAGCUGAGCGAAAAAUGAAUGCAGAAACCUUUGGCCUUACUUGGAACCCGAAUCAACGUAACAAUGGACCACGAUACAAUAAUUACAACAAUCGAGGACGCAACAACAACUCCCGAGGGGGUGGCUAUCGUGGGGAUCAGCAAAUGCGUUACAAUAAUUACAACAACCGGAACAACAAAUUUAAAUGAUAACUCAAAUAUGAAACAUUUCCAUUAAAUACUUUACAAAGCAUGUUAUUAUGCAUAAUAAAUACUUGAUUCAAGUCGUAAUAUAAAAAUGA